Messenger RNA from Molossus molossus (Pallas's mastiff bat), 2199 nucleotides. It is a transcript of the gene MST1, whose product is annotated as macrophage stimulating 1. The transcript has 18 exons. Gene Ontology annotation, biological process: proteolysis; regulation of receptor signaling pathway via JAK-STAT. Gene Ontology annotation, molecular function: serine-type endopeptidase activity; receptor tyrosine kinase binding. The coding region runs from base 1 to 2136 and encodes 711 amino acids. The record is from RefSeq and is a predicted model, not a curated record. Lineage: Eukaryota; Metazoa; Chordata; Mammalia; Chiroptera; Molossidae.
AUGGAGUGGCUUCCACUCCUGCUCCUUCUGAUGCAGUGCUCGUGGGCCCCUGGGCAGCGCUCACCUUUAAAUGACUUCCAAGUUCUCUGGGGUACGGAGCUGCAACACCAGCUACAUGCAGUGGGGCCCGGGCCUUGGCAAGAGGAUGUGGCAGAUGCGGAGGAGUGUGCAGGACAUUGUGGACCCCUCCUGGACUGCAGGGCCUUCCACUACAAUGUGAGCAGCCAUGGUUGCCAGCUGCUGCCAUGGACCCAGUACUCACCCCACACAUGGCUGCAGCGUUCAGGGCGCUGCCAUCUCUUCCAAAAGAAAGACUACGUGCGGACCUGCAUCAUGGACAAUGGGGUCAAGUACCGGGGCACCAAGGCCCUCACCAUGGAUGGCUUAACCUGCCAGCGCUGGAGCCACAGGCUGCCCAAUGACCACAAGUACACACCCACACACCAGAAUGGGUUGGAGGAGAACUUCUGCCGCAACCCCGACGGGGACUCCAGAGGUCCGUGGUGCUACACGACAGAUCCUAAUGUGCGCUUUCAGAGCUGUGGCAUCAAGUCCUGCCGGGAAGCCUCUUGCAUUUGGUGCAAUGGCGAGGAUUACCGCGGGUCAGUGGACCGCACCGAGUCUGGACGUGAGUGUCAGCGCUGGGACCUGCAGCACCCGCACCCGCACCGCUUUGAACCGGGCAAGUUCCUUGACAAACACCUGGACGACAACUACUGCCGGAAUCCUGACGGCUCGGAGCGGCCCUGGUGCUAUACCACCGACCGGCAGGUGGAGCGAGAGUUCUGCGACAUCCCCAGCUGUGGGCCCGAGGCACAGCCGCGCCAAGAAGCCAAGACGCUCAAUUGCUUCCGCGGGAAGGGCGAGGGCUACCGGGGCAUGGCCAACACCACCGCCGCGGGCGUGCCCUGCCAGCGUUGGGACACGCAGAGCCCGCAUCAGCAUCGCUUUGUGCCCGAGAAAUACCCGUGCAAGGACCUUCGAGAGAACUUCUGCCGAAACCCCGACGGCUCGGAGGCACCCUGGUGCUUCACAUCACGGCCUGGCAUGCGGAUGGCCUUUUGCUACCAGAUCCGGCGUUGCACCGACGACGUGCGACCGGAGGGCUGCUACUACGGCACCGGGGAGCACUACCGCGGCUCCGUCAGCAAGACCCGCAAGGGCAUCCCAUGCCAGCUCUGGUCUGCAGAGACGCCCCAUAAAUCACAAUUCACGCCUACCUCUGCCCCCCAUGCGCAUCUGGAGAACAACUUCUGCCGGAACCCAGAUGGGGAUAUUCACGGGCCCUGGUGCUACACGAUGGACCCAGGAACUCCAUUCGACUACUGUGCCCUGCGGCGCUGUGAUGAUGACCAGCCACCAUCCAUCCUGGAGCCCCCAGACCAGGUGCUGUUUGAGAAGUGUGGCAAGAGGGUGACUCGUGAGGACCAGCAUACCUCUAAGCUGCGUGUGGUGGGGGGCCAGCCUGGGAACUCACCCUGGACAGUCAGCUUGCGCAACAGGCAGGGCCAGCACUUCUGUGGGGGGUCCCUAGUGAACGAGCAAUGGGUACUGACUGCCCGGCAGUGCUUCUUCUCCUGCCACGAGCCUCUCAUGGGCUACGAAGUAUGGUUGGGCACCAUGUUCCAGAACCCGCAGCCUACGGAGCCAGGCCUGCAGCAGGUCCCAGUGGCCAAAAUGAUGUGUGGGCCCUCAGACUCCCAGCUUAUUCUGCUCAAGCUGGAAAGACCAGUAACCCUGAACCAGCGUGUGGCGGUGAUCUGCUUGCCCCCUGAGCAGUAUGUGGUGCCUCCAGAGACCAAGUGUGAGAUUGCAGGCUGGGGUGAGACCCAAGGCACAGGGAACAACACGGUCCUCAAUGUGGCUUCGCUGAGUGUCAUCUCCCACAAGGAAUGCAACAUUAAGUACCAAGGACGUGUACUCGAGAGUGAGAUGUGCACUAAGGGACUGUUGGUCCCUGUGGGUGCCUGUGAGGGUGACUACGGGGGCCCACUUGCCUGCUUUACCCAUGACUGCUGGGUCCUGGAGGGAAUUAUAAUUCCCAACCGAGUGUGUGCACGGCCCCGCUGGCCAGCCAUCUUCAUGCGUAUCUCUGUGUUUGUGAACUGGAUUAACAAGGUCAUACAGUUGGGCUAGGCCCGGCCUCAAUCCCAUGUACCUUGGGAAGAAUGAAGCUUCCAGUCAGACAUAAAGUCAUCU